AUGACCACUGUUGUCGAAGCCGAACGCCUGUUCAAGAACAACCAAGAUAGCCAGGCCGAGAAUGUCCUGAUGAGCAUCAUCUCUCAAACAGCUGAUACCAAGGAUGACGCUAUCUUAAGAGAAAAAGAGCUGGCUUUGAUCAGGUUGGGGCAGUACUAUCGAGAUUCAAAGAACCCGGAAGGACUGGCCUCGGCCAUCAGAUGCUGCCGGUCAUUCAUGUCGGCGAUUGCCAAAGCCAAGACUGCUAAGCUAGUCAAGACCUUGAUCGAUUUCUACUCGCAGGCGCCCCUCAACCAACACCCCAGUUCCUCCCAAACUCAAAUCGUCAUCACUAGGGAGAAUGUCGAGUGGGCGCGGACGGAGAAACGUGUAUUCCUUCGCCAGAAUCUCGAGAUCAAACUCUGUAGUCUUUUGUUUGAGUAUCAACAGACUAAAGAGGCCCUGGGUUUGAUCGCAAACCUUUUGAAAGAGCUCAAGAAAUUGGACGAUAAGAUGAUUCUCACUGAAGUUCAUCUACUGGAAAGCAGAAUCCGGCAUGCUCUCUCGGAUCCACCAAAGGCUAAGGCAGCUUUAAUCUCUGCUAGAACAGCCGCAAACUCAAUUUACUGUCCACCCUUACUUCAGGCCCAGUUGGACAUGCAGUCAGGUGUCUUGCACGCAGAAGAAAAAGAUUACAAGACGGCCUAUUCGUACUUUUUUGAGGCGCUCGAAGGAUUAGCUACUCAAGAUGACCCGCGAGCAUCUUUAGCCUUAAAGUGUAUGUUAAUGUGCAAAGUGAUGCUCAAUCUGCCCGAAGAUGUCUCAAGUAUUCAAGGCUCCAAACUAGCCCGAAAAUACGCUGGGCGAGGGACCGAAGCCAUGCAGGCAAUCGCCAAGGCACAUGAGAACAGAAGCCUGGCCGAUUUCGAAGAAGCUUUGAAGGUCUAUAAAGCCGAGUUAUCGGAUGACCCGAUCGUUCGCAACCAUCUCGCGGCCCUGUAUGACACACUGCUGGAACAGAACCUGAUACGGAUCAUUGAGCCUUACUCGAGGAUCGAAUUGAGUUUUGUGGCAGAACAAGUCAAACUGCCCUUACGCGACGUCGAGGCGAAACUGUCGCAGAUGAUCCUCGACAAGGUCUUUGCGGGAAUCUUGGAUCAGGGCGAAGGCUGUUUGGAGGUCUUCGAGGAAGUUAAAACCGAAAAGAUGUAUGAUUACUCGCUCGAUACUUUUAAACAGAUCGGUAGCGUUGUCGAAUCUUUGUACGCUAAGGCUCAAAAGUUAGGCCGGUAG
Messenger RNA from Puccinia graminis f. sp. tritici CRL 75-36-700-3, 1272 nucleotides. Its product is annotated as 26S proteasome regulatory subunit N6. Bases 1 to 1272 code for a protein of 423 amino acids. Gene Ontology annotation, biological process: ubiquitin-dependent protein catabolic process. The record is from RefSeq and is a predicted model, not a curated record. Gene Ontology annotation, cellular component: proteasome regulatory particle, lid subcomplex. Gene Ontology annotation, molecular function: structural molecule activity; protein binding. NCBI's taxonomy places the organism in Eukaryota, Fungi, Basidiomycota, Pucciniomycetes, Pucciniales, Pucciniaceae. The transcript has 7 exons.